Messenger RNA from Pneumocystis murina B123, 1236 nucleotides. RefSeq lists its product as hypothetical. The record is from RefSeq and is a predicted model, not a curated record. The transcript is spliced from 5 exons. Gene Ontology annotation, cellular component: COP9 signalosome; cytosol. NCBI's taxonomy places the organism in Eukaryota, Fungi, Ascomycota, Pneumocystomycetes, Pneumocystales, Pneumocystaceae. The coding region runs from base 1 to 1236 and encodes 411 amino acids.
AUGAAAGUUAAUUUGGUUAAAGAUGCUUCUAAUUAUUCAGAAGAAUGUUUCUUAUUAAAAAUUACAAGAUUUCCAGAGGAAUUAGAAGAAUUUGAACAGUUUUUAAUUCAAGUUUUUUCUAAUGAUAAAAAAUGGUUAAAUAUGCAAAAAAUAUUAGAACAAUGCAUAGAACAUCUAGAUUUAAUUGAAGAUGUUUCAGUGAAAAAGAAGGUGCUUGAAAUGAUUUUAUCUAAAACACAGUUUAAAAUUUUGGAUAUUGAACUAGUAUAUAAGAUGAAAGAAAAGUUAGCAAAAAUAUAUGAAGAUGCUUGUGAAUAUCAUCAAGUUGUUAAAAUACUACAGGAAAUUGCAUUGGAAUCGAGUGAAUGGGUUUUUUCAGACAAUUAUAAACUAAAAAUUUAUGUAUGGAUUCUUCAAAAUUUGUUGGAAAUAGAAAAUAUGACUCUAUUUAAUACGUAUUUUGAGAAAGCUGCAUAUCUUGAUCAUGAUACAUGUGAACCAGAGCUUUUGUUUCGUUUUAAAUUAAUUCAAGCAAAUUUUCUUGAUAAAAGCCAGAAAUUUUUAGAAGCAAGUAAGAAAUAUUAUGAAUUGAGUGCUAUGGAAUGUAUUUCCGAAAUACAACGGUUGGAAUAUUUAGAUGCCGCUAUUAUUUGUAUAGCUUUAUCUCCGGUGUGUCCUACACGAUCUAAAAUAUUGUCUACUUUCUAUGAGAAUUAUAAUUCUGUCAAUUUUUCAAAUUAUUUUAUUUUAGAAAAGCUGCAUUUUAGAAAAAUACUUUUUCCUCGUGAAAUUAAAGAGUUUCAAAAAAAGUUAAAACCCUAUCAAAAUAUCGAACUUGAAGAUGGUACUACCGUAUUUAUGAGAGCUGUUAUAGAACACAAUUUGUUAUCAAUAAGCAAACUAUACUAUAAUAUUAGUUUCUCUGAACUUUCUGACUUACUUGGUAUAAGCGUUGAUAUGACUCAAGAUUAUGUAGCGAAAAUGAUUGAACAGGGUAUUAUAUCUGCUAAAAUUGAUCAUAUUUCUGAGUUGGUUUUAUUUGAUAAUAUAAAUCAAAAUUCUAAAAUAGAAAUGACUCAAUGGGAUGAUUCCAUUCGAAAAAUAUGCAUGAAGAUUGAAAAUAUCUCAUCUAAAAUAUCUUUAAAUUAUAAUGAUUAUAUGACAUUUAAAAACCUAUUAUUUUUAAUAUUUUAUAUAUAUGUUUUCUAUUUUUCCCCAGAAUUCAUGAAGUUUUAG